Messenger RNA from Morone saxatilis (striped sea-bass), 1597 nucleotides. Its product is annotated as histone H2A.V. Gene Ontology annotation, cellular component: nucleosome. The record is from RefSeq and is a predicted model, not a curated record. Bases 149 to 535 code for a protein of 128 amino acids. Gene Ontology annotation, molecular function: protein heterodimerization activity; structural constituent of chromatin; DNA binding. The transcript has 5 exons. NCBI's taxonomy places the organism in Eukaryota, Metazoa, Chordata, Actinopteri, Moronidae.
UAACAACACGCGUUCUGAUUGGCUGCCCAGACUCCCACGAGGGGUCUCAUGCAAAAGAUUUCCGAAAGGGUUUAUUGUUUCUUUGCUUUCGGGAGCCGAAAUUGUUUGCCAUCUACCCAGUUCUGCAAUCAAAUAACGAGACGUAAAAAUGGCUGGUGGCAAAGCAGGAAAAGACAGUGGCAAAGCCAAGGCAAAAGCAGUGUCGCGCUCCCAGAGGGCUGGGCUGCAGUUCCCAGUGGGUCGUAUCCACAGGCACUUGAAGACUCGCACAACCAGCCACGGUCGUGUAGGAGCCACAGCAGCUGUGUACAGUGCUGCUAUCCUCGAGUACCUCACUGCUGAAGUACUAGAGUUGGCGGGCAACGCCUCCAAAGACUUGAAGGUGAAGCGUAUCACCCCCCGUCACUUGCAGCUUGCCAUCCGUGGUGACGAGGAGUUGGACUCCCUCAUCAAGGCAACAAUUGCUGGAGGAGGUGUAAUUCCCCACAUCCACAAAUCCCUCAUUGGGAAGAAGGGCCAGCAGAAGACUGCAUAGAUGCCGUGUUGACCAGAAAUUUCGGGGCUUGGGCUUUGAUCGGACCAGGAGUUCACAUUUGUUCUUUUUUAUUAUUAAUAUUAUAGCAAACGAAGAGUGAUUGUUAGGCUUUGUGUUGUAAUAUUUUCCCAUAACUAGAAGAAAAGUUCAGAAAACCCCUUAACGACAAAAAAAACCCCUUUGUAUGUUAUUGUAGAACGUUUGACUGGGGAGUUCAUGAUUAUUUCAGAUUGUGACAGUGAAUUUGUUUGAUUGGCCUGGGACUCUGUAAUGUUUUAUACUGAAAAAAGAAAUUGUUAAAACCAUUUUUUUAUAUAAAAAAAAAAACUUGUUUCGUGGUUAUUUUCUUGAAGUUACAAUAUUUUACUAUAAUACAAGUUUUUAAGGAGAUGUUUUUUUUUGACAGCAAAAUGGGUAACAACUGCUAAAUGUGAGAUGGUGCUUUUUUUUCCUUUAUACUUGCUGUAAUAUUUUGAACUGCACAAGGAUAGUGAUGUAUUAAAAGUUGAAUUUUUUACAUCAGAAUGAAAAAUAAUUGAGAACUACUCAUUGCAACUUUCCGCUACAGUGUUUUGUGUUUUAUGCAGUUCAAAAAGUGUAUUAAAUGUGUGAUCCUCUGCUGCUGUGGUUAGGCAGCACUGAUCCUGCAGUUUUUUCCUCAGAGCCAUCUGUCAAGUACAUAUCAGUAGUAUAUACGGGUCUCCGCAGGGUCUUAAACUCUAAAAUUGAAUCUGAAUUUUUAGGCCUUAAAAUGUCUUCAGUAUCAUUUUGCAGUUGUCAGUCUCAUUAAAUGUUUUUUUAGGUCAAAUGUAUGUUGAUCAUGCUGUAACAAACUACAAAUCGAAAGUGAAAUUGAACAGAUACCAAUUUUCCUUCACCACUAACAUAAUUUUUUUUUGCCACUAUGGGCGUAAACUUUGGCUUAAACUGUAUUCGUCUCAAAUCUUAAAUUUAACUUGUUGAAACCUGCAGGAACCCUGAAAGAAGUCAAAGCCUUUUCUAAAGCCUAUGUGUUCAGGGAAAUGUGUAUUUUAUCUUUAAAUAAAUAGCCUCUGAGUGUUA